GAAAGCAUUCUUCCCAUUAUUGAUAUUCAUAAAGUCUAGAUUAAUAGAUUAAUACGGAGCCAAAAGCCGCUUUGAUCAUCGUUCAUUCGAAGAUUUCCAAGUCGUCUCUUGGGUGCCACCCAACUUAUCACAUAAUUAGUAGAUCUAACCCAUGUUGAACCUCAUUUACCUCGAGUAACCUAAAAAUCCAUACCUCUUCUCCUUUAUUUCACAUUUUCGCUCCUCUUCCCUUUCUGCGAAUUGUGAUCCCCCGCUGCAUCGAAACUUUAUGAGGUUCUUCUGAUCCAAACGGGUCCUGCCUUGUUGAUUGUCCAUCUUGCUUAUCAUCGCAUUUAAUAAGACAGCAGAGCCAGACUAUAUUGGUGUGUUUCUACCCAGUAUCGAUUGAGAGAAGUCCUGCUCGAGUAGCACUUUCGAAACUAUAAUUGAGUGUCUGGAGUGUUUGGAGUGUGCACAGUAACUGCUUCGACGAUAGCUUCAGAUCCAGCCACAUCUCGUCCCUCUUUCCCUGGCGAGAACCUCUCACCGCGGUGACCGAUUAGCCAGCCUUACAUCUUCCGCACAGGAGGAGAGAAGGAACGAAGAACGUGAACGUACGUGAACGAUCAACGAAGAGCGAAGAACGAUCAAACGGCGUUUGGCUUUCUCGUCGCGAACUUAGUUUCAAUCCUCUCAAAUCGCCGUCUUGCCAUUAGAAAGGAUUACGUUCCUUCGACUUCUUGAAAAUAAAGAAAUCAGCAUCGGCAUUCCGCAUCCACCACAAAGUAUUUCACAACUCACACCGAUUUAAUAUUCAAAAACAUACGAAUACACACCACACCACACCACACUACACUACACUACACUACACGACCAAUCCUAACUAUUAGCAUAAAAUUCAUCCUUGAACUCUGUCGUUAGUCAAUCUGCCAACCACCUUCGUCAUAGCCCACAGACUACGAAUACCCCUUAUUGAUCUACGAUAUCUAUUCCUCUACAUCCCUCCGAGUCAAUUAUCUCACAAGUCAAUAAACAAAAGUCUCCAGUUCUUUGGAGAAACAUCGGCAUACGACUUUCGUUCAGUCUACGCUUCCAACGCCAACGCUAUAUACUCUAAUCUGCUCCGAGCAGGGUUUUUGAUUCAUGAACACGAUGCCUCAAAGACUUCCUCGAAAUCCGUUCGCUAGUUCUAUCACGCCUGCGGCUAUUACACCGCAAUCCGACAAGCCUACAGCUCGUAGGCCGUCGACCUCAAAGGGUAACAGAUUGACCAAUUUCUUCACCUCUUCACCCAAGAGCAAGGAACAGCAAUCUGCUCAGGCGGCCCUUCUUUCUGCUGUUGCCGCACAACAACAGCGACUUCUGGACAACCCAUCGCCCAGUCCAGCAUCUUUAUCUCUUCCCACAAUCUCCCUCUCCACUGCAAAGGCUGGUGAGGUAAACAUGGAUGAACCACCCACGACACUUUUUCAACCACCUUCUGUCGCAGAGGCCAAAUUACAAGCAAGAAGAGAUGCUCAAUUUGGCCCAUUGAACCACCCAAGUCAUAAAUAUGUCAGCCAGCAUCAUGGAGUCCUUGAAGAUCCAGUUGAGGAUGAACCACCAUACUAUUAUCUUCUUACCACAUACAUAAGUUAUUUGGUCUUGAUCAUAUUUGGACAUGUUCGGGAUUUCUUUGGAAAAAGAUUCAAGCCUGAAGCUUACCGACAUCUUACCGCUGCCAAUGGUUACGCCGCCCUCAACAGCGAUUUUGACAAUUUCUAUGUUCGCAGAUUGAAGUUGCGUAUUGAUGAUUGUUUCGCUCGUCCAAUUACUGGAGUUCCUGGUAGAUAUAUUACCCUUAUCGACCGAAAGACUGAUGAUUUCAACAAGAAUUAUCAAUACACCGGCACGUAUACCGAAACUUUGAAUUUGAGUUCUUACAACUAUCUCGGAUUUGCACAGUCAGAAGGACCAUGCGCAGAUGCAGUUGAAGAGACAAUCAAGAAAUACGGAAUUAGCUCUGCAAGUCCUCGAGCGGAUUCCGGUACUUCGGAUUUGGCCUUGGAGGUUGAAGACAGAAUUGCCAAGUUUGUUGGAAAACCAGCUGCAAUGGUGUUCUCAAUGGGUUUCGCUACCAACGCAACUGCUUUCCCAGCUUUGGUUGGAAAGGGCUCACUCAUUAUUUCCGAUGAAUUGAAUCACGCUUCUAUUCGUAUUGGUGCACGUCUUUCAAGAGCUAUGAUCAUGUCCUUCAAGCACAAUGAUAUGAAUGAUUUGGAAAGACUCCUCCGGGAAGUCAUCUCUCAAGGUCAACCUAGAACUCAUCGACCAUGGAAGAAGAUUUUGGUUGUAGUUGAAGGUCUAUACUCUAUGGAAGGUACAAUGGUCAACUUGCCGGGAGUCUUGGCUCUCAAGAAGAAGUACAAGUUCAAUCUUUUCGUCGAUGAGGCUCAUUCUAUUGGUGCUAUGGGUCCACGCGGUCGUGGUGUAUGCGAUUACUUUGGAAUUGAUCCUGCCGAGAUUGAUAUCCUUAUGGGUACUCUGACUAAAUCCUUUGGUGCUAAUGGAGGUUAUAUCUCUGGUGAAAAACACAUCAUCGACAAGUUAAGGCAAACAAAUGCGGCAACCAUGUAUGGUGAAUCACCUACCCCACCAGUCUUGAUGCAAAUUCUCAGCGCUUUGAAAAUUAUCUCUGGAGAAAUCGCUCCUGGUCAAGGUGAAGAGAGAUUACAACGAAUUGCAUUCAACUCGAGAUAUCUCCGAUUGGGAUUGAAGCGUCUCGGUUUCAUCGUUUAUGGUCAUGAUGAUUCUCCAAUUAUCCCAAUUGUUUUGUACAACCCCGCCAAAAUGCCUGCUUUCUCCCACGAAAUGCUCCGAAGAAAGAUUUCCGUCGUCAUUGUCGGUUAUCCUGCGACGCCACUUAUCUCUUCCCGUGCCCGUUUCUGUGUUUCCGCGGCCCACAACAAGGAUGAUAUGGAUCGUAUCUUGGCUGCUUGUGAUGAAGUUGGCGACGUACUUCAGCUUAAGUUCUCCACUGGUGUAGCCGGUGGUGCAGAACAUCUCCCUGAUGGUGUUACACCUGAAAUGGAAAAGGAGUGGCAAAGGGCAAACGGUCUUCAGGGAGUUGUUAAACCCCCACGCUGGUCGUUGAGAGAAGUCAUCGCCAAUGGUGUAGCAGAUGUCAAAGAACCUUUGCGUUGAUUGGGUUUAUCCUACUUUAUGAAUAACUUAUGUACAUUACGUUCUUGUGCGGUGCUUUUUUCUGUUUAUUCAUUUGGCGCGGCAUAUCGUUAAGAUACCCCUUGCCAUUGUGCCUUUUUUUGAUUUUUUUUCUAUUCAUUUAUACAUUUUUCCUCUUCUCUUCUAUGAUUUGGUUUCAUUCAAAUGACCAGUUUUUUAUGAGGAAUAUUUUUGGUGGAUGAUUAAUUUGAUUCCACUGAUUGACGGUAUUGGGGAGUGCAAAUAACAAAAACACUCGUUAAGGCGCAUAGAGAUGGACAAUGAUUUGAUGCAGACACAAAUUCAAAUACAGAUAUAGAUUUGCGUUGGGGAUUGUGUUUUGUGGUUGAAGGGUUGUGGAUGGAUGGGACGAAAGAGAGUCAAGUGGUCGGGAAUGCGAUUACUAUAAUAUUAAUAAUUAGAUGAUUGAUGAAUGGGUAUGGGUGAAAUGGAUUGGGGUGUAUAUGAUUGGGAUGGAAGGAAGGAAGGUAUGGCAUCGUGAUUGAUGAUCAAGUGGAGGAGGGAAAAUAAGAAGCGGGAAGGAAGAAAUGGAGUAGAUAGAUGAAGAGAAUAGGAAGGAAGACAAGCCAAGAAGAGAAUUGAAUUAAUGAUUGAUAAUUGAUGAUACAUCUAAUGUUCAUAUUUUGAAGUUUUAUUUUUAUUUUUCCAUCUAUUAUAUACAAAUGACACUUUUUUUUCUGUCUGUGAAGUCA
This is a messenger RNA of Botrytis cinerea B05.10, 3893 nucleotides long. It is a transcript of the gene Bclcb2, whose product is annotated as Bclcb2. Gene Ontology annotation, cellular component: serine palmitoyltransferase complex. Lineage: Eukaryota; Fungi; Ascomycota; Leotiomycetes; Helotiales; Sclerotiniaceae. The coding region runs from base 1123 to 3162 and encodes 679 amino acids. Gene Ontology annotation, biological process: ceramide biosynthetic process; sphingosine biosynthetic process. Gene Ontology annotation, molecular function: pyridoxal phosphate binding; serine C-palmitoyltransferase activity. The transcript has 2 exons. The record is from RefSeq and is a predicted model, not a curated record.